Messenger RNA from Cannabis sativa, 456 nucleotides. RefSeq lists its product as uncharacterized. Gene Ontology annotation, molecular function: nucleic acid binding. The coding region runs from base 1 to 456 and encodes 151 amino acids. The record is from RefSeq and is a predicted model, not a curated record. Gene Ontology annotation, biological process: DNA integration. The transcript has 2 exons. NCBI's taxonomy places the organism in Eukaryota, Viridiplantae, Streptophyta, Magnoliopsida, Rosales, Cannabaceae.
AUGGCCAUUUCAGCCUUGCUUGCAAGGUAUGAAGUGAGACAUAGGACUGCUUUGCCUUAUCAUUCUCAAAGCAAUGGGCAAGCAGAAAAAUCAAACCGAGAGGUCAAGCUUAUUCUGGAGAAAACAGUUCAACAUUCAAGGAAGGAUUGGUCUAAGAAACUAGAUGAAGCGUUAUGGGCACAUAGUACAGCCUUCAAGACUCAUAUUUGCAUGUCGCCAUAUAAGUUAGUUUAUGGGAAGGCAUGUCAUUUACCGGUAGAGCUCGAGCAUCGAGCUUAUUGGGCCAUGAAAACUUUGAACGCAAAUUUGGCGGCUGCUAGAGAGAAAAGAAUGUUGAAACUUAAUGAGUUGAAAGAUUUUCGAAACGAAGCAUGUGAGAAUGCAAAAAUCUAUAAGGAACAGACCAAGAUGUGGCACGACACGAAUCUAGUAAAGAAAGAGUUUCAACCAAGUUAG